Molecule: messenger RNA, 1922 nt
Organism: Ceratosolen solmsi marchali
Lineage: Eukaryota; Metazoa; Arthropoda; Insecta; Hymenoptera; Agaonidae
Gene: Spred
Product: Sprouty-related protein with EVH-1 domain
Exons: 7
Coding region: 210-1592 (460 amino acids)
Biological process (GO): multicellular organism development; negative regulation of MAPK cascade
Cellular component (GO): membrane
Molecular function (GO): protein kinase binding
Source: RefSeq, a predicted model, not a curated record
GUUGCUGGUGGUGGUGGUGGUGCUGCUGCUGCUGCUGCUGCUGCUGGUGGUGCUGUUGCUGGCACAGCGAGCGCGAGGAACGAGGAAGUUCGACGACGGGCCAGUGCUGCGGAGUGGACGGGUCGCGGCCGAAUGUCGUUUCAAUGCAACGAAAAUGGUGAAGUCUGUGAGAAAGUGGGCAUCGAGUAAAGGCCGAGACAGCCCGAACCAUGACAGAGGCGUCGGACGAUGGUAAUUACUUGGUGAGGGUACGGGCGCAGGUAAUGACUCGAGAUGACAGCUCUGGAGGUUGGGUUCCACUAAGCGGUGGAGGUCUGGCCAAUGUGUCAGUGAGAAGAAGACCCGUUGCUUCUUCCAGCACGCAUCAACCAAGCACAACAAAUGGGACUGGCGUAACGACGACGACAUCUGCCACACCUGCAGCCCCUAUCGCCAACUCCACGCACUCUGCAUCCACGAUUGCCAAUAAUCAGAAUCAUGGAUCAUCCAGCACUUCUCCACCUGGUGCACCUAAAAGGAGACACGAAUAUCUCAUUUAUGGGAAGAGGAUCACGGACCAAUCGGUGGUCCUCAGCUGCACCAUAAAGAAGGAUUUCGAAUAUAAUAAAGUGAUGCCCACUUUUCACCACUGGCGCACGGGAGAGAAGAAAUUUGGACUGACUUUUCAAACAGCUGCUGAUGCACGGGCUUUCGACAAAGGAGUUAGGACGGCAGUCCAAGAACUUGUUGAAGGACUUGCCGAACAAUCCUCGUUAAUCGACGAUAAUGCUCUAGCAGAUGGUGGCGAUGACGACGUUUUCAUGAUACUGAAUUUGCCAGCGGAGCCGCCGGAGCCGCGCCAAUCGACGGAGCCGAUGCAUCGAGGCUUAAUCCGGAUACCGAAUUAUCACUCACAAUGUUCCGAGCACUUGGACACCCACAGGCCAAUUCACUACAUCGACGGGCCAUCCAUCGUGAAGAUGCCCCCCCACCAUCAUCCCCAUCAGCAAGCGCAGCAUCAGCACCAUCAUCCGUUGGAAUCGAGGCCGGCGGACCUCGCUUCCGAUAAUUAUCCCUACGUGCAGCUGACGACGCUCAACCACGAGUACCUCUACCCAGUGAUAGACGAGCACCAGCAGCACCAGCACCACAAGUCUGAGCGGCUCGAUCGCAGCAAUUCGGGUGGCUCCCUUAAGAAGCCCGACAUCCUCGUAUCGCAGCCGACGAAAGUAAGCGGGGUGUUGACGGGGAAGGGUGCCCGAGGCAACCUGAGGCUGCGCUGCAAGCAUUGCCAGGAGCUGUACACGGAGCAACAGAAUCCGAGGGGCGCGUGCGAAUACGCCCCGGACCCCAUGAGGCGCGGCAUCGCCAACGUCUCCUGCCUCUCCUGCGCCCAAUGUAUGCUCUACCACUGCAUGAGCGACGCCGAGGGAGAUUUCGCCCAGAAUCCGUGCAGUUGCAGCACGGAGGAGGGCUGCGGGCGUCGAUGGCUCGGGCUGGCCCUGCUGUCGUUGAUCGUGCCGUGCCUCUGGAUCUACCCUCCGCUCAGGGCAGUCCACUGGUGUGGCAUGUCGUGCGGCAUGUGUGGCGGUCGCCACCACCCAAUGGAAUAACUGGAGGAGCCCUUUGAUAUCUCUGGAGCGUUGUCGGCUAAUGGCGCGGGCCUGGGGCUCGGGCGCAGACUGACGAGGCCGGCGGGCACCGCCAACGUCUAUGAGUGCCACGACCUCAGCACGGGACGAUGCCAGAGAUACCAAAGGGGCAGGCAGCUACCGGUGCACGCACUCAUCCACCAGCGUCAUCUUUGAGGGCAGGGCCAAGGGCAGGGCCAAGGUUGCUGCGCACGCUUUAACCGACAACCGAAGAUGCGCCGCGACGUCCUGCUCCGCCCCACCCUUGCAUCCAUCCAUCCAUCUAUUUUUUCCUUCCUACUCCAUCUCUCU